Messenger RNA from Cyprinodon variegatus (sheepshead minnow), 7757 nucleotides. It is a transcript of the gene syde2, whose product is annotated as synapse defective 1, Rho GTPase, homolog 2 (C. elegans). The record is from RefSeq and is a predicted model, not a curated record. The transcript has 8 exons. Lineage: Eukaryota; Metazoa; Chordata; Actinopteri; Cyprinodontiformes; Cyprinodontidae. Bases 196 to 5217 code for a protein of 1673 amino acids. Gene Ontology annotation, biological process: signal transduction.
GUUGAGCAAAGUAGAGUCCUGAGUGUCUGAGUGGCCUGCAGAGCGGAGCUGACAGCGGAGAAUGGAGAGCAGCGCGUCCGCUCGGCGAGCUCUGACCGAGGACAACCCGCCCGGCCCUUCGCUUCUAAGGCCAGUCUGCUGAGAGACACCGGGAGGAAUUAGCUGGAGGGGGGAGGGGGGUGGCAGAGGAAAGGAAUGGCUGAUCCUCUGCGGAGGACUUUACUAGCAAAACUACGGGGGAAGAAGUCCAAAAAAGGAGCGACGCUCAGCGGUGGAUACGGAUCUGCUGCUGCGGCGCAUGGUGGCCCUGAAGGUAAAGAAAAAGUUUUCCCUGAGGAGAUCCGCCCGGUAGUUUUGGAUUCCACCACAGAGAGAAUGAGUACAUAUGAGAAUCAUGUUGAAGGAGCGCUGGUGCAAACUGAGGGGUUCACAACAGUCCCGAUUUGCGCAGCCGCUGGCUCACGUCCCCAGGAUCAGAGCAGCGGGGGCAGGGUUCACGUUAAUGAGCGGCUCCUAGGAGCCCCACUUCAAAGAGACACGCAGUUUGCUGGGGAGGGGUCCGGGGGGGAGGAAAGCAGCCUCUGGGAGCCCGCAUCUGCGGGGAUUUCACUCAAAGGACCACAUGUGCAGAUAAAGCGCUUCGUCUGUGCGCAGAGGCAGUGCAGCGUCGGGGAUUCUAUCGGGUUCGGGGACAGCUCCGGUCACGCGUCACACCGCGCGCAGGUAGGCGCACGCGCAGGGUUCGUUAGAGCGGCUGUGGCUUGGGUUGCAGGUGGUGAGGGGCCAGAGAUCAAGAGCAGGGGACACUCCCGGCACAUGGCAGGGACUGUAGUAGCAAUCCACGCAAAUAACACCUGGAAUGUUGACAGCCCCGCUUUGGAGGCGUACACGCAAAGUUGCGUGCAUCCAAACUCAGAAGAAAAUGUUUUAAUUAGAAGCAUUGAGAGUUAUGAGUCUGGAUGUGAGCGGCUCAAUGGAGAGACAUCAGGAUGCCCUCUGAGCCCAACUGUUUUCCCUACUGACUUACAAAUGUGUGACUUUAAAAUCCAAUCUCUUUGCACCACAGAGGGGCCACUGGGCUACCCUUUAGACAGUGAAGAUGAAGAUUAUUACGAUAAUGAAAUUCUGCCCUUUUAUGAGACAGUUAAACCAAAAACUGAUGAUAGGGUGGAGGCCACAGAGCUGCAGGUAGAUGAUGGUGAGAUCACCCAGGAAACAGACAGACUUAGAACACAGCUGCAGGAAGCCUAUUAUCUUCUCAUUAAUGCUAUGAAUGAUAUCAGUUUGGAUGUUCAUCAGAUUAAUGGUGGCUCAACUGAGCAGCAGGCCAUUUCUUCCUGUAGUAGUCAUUCAAGAGACAGUCUGUGCUCCAGGCUGUCUGUUAAAAAUACAGACAGUGACUCCUGGUCCUCAGGAGGGAACCACAGUUCUCAGCAGCUUUCUGACACCGAAUCACUUCUGCUCUGCCUCACUGGAAAGCUGGAUUCAAAGGCAAGGCUGAUCAGUAAGAGCCUGUCCAGAUUGUCACUGACCAUAAGACCCACAUUGCAGCGAUCUGCCAGUGAUGACAUUAUCAGGUAUCCUGUAUCCUCAUGUUGUAACCAAGUAAGCAGACAGGAAAGUGUAGAGGCUCGUGUAAAAGAAGCUUUGGAGUCAAAAGAGCAUGGAGGGACUGAUGCCUUAAAAGCAGGUGAGACGUCUGAGCCUAAGGAGCCUUGCCGUGCAGUCAGCAGCGAGGAACUAUUGCAAAAGGCCGCAGGUGAGGAGGACUACGGGGGGCAGCUGAACGAGAGCAGCGGCUCGGUCAACAGCCUCACAGGUUCUACAGACAGCAACAGUGAACCAGGAAUCCAUCGGGGUCAGGAGAGCAGACGGGAGCUGGCUGAGGUCCGGGCUCAGGUGGUCCGAUCAGUCAGGAAAGGCCAUGGCGUUACCGUGAACAAGAUGCAAGAGUGGAUGCACAAGGGUCGUCUGCUUUCAUCAGAGAUGAAACAGCGCAUCGAGGGUUCAUCUUUACCUCUAGGUGGAGGUCAGAACCUGGAUUGGUCCUCCCUUAAGGUUAACCACGGAGGCUGCAAACAAGGCGUCCAGGUCCGAGGGAAUAAAUCAGUCAAGGUUAAAUCGUCUACAAUCAAGUCAACAAGCCAGCUUCAGCAGCCAGCUUUCAUUGAGAAUUUCCACACCCCAUGUGUAACGGGAAGAGAGGCAGGCAGACUGCCCAACGAGCCUUCAUCAUGGAGCCCACAGCUCACCACCACCAUCACCGUGUCCAAAAAGCGCAACUGGCUGCAGCAGAGCUCUCAGCCAAAAAGUCACUGCACCAGGGAUGAGCUGCAAGGGAUUGUGGGAGCUGAGGAAGGCAGCCAGGGCUCCCAUCAGCUUUCUCCUAGCCCCAUUCCUCUGCCAGACGUAAGAUCCACAGUUGGAGCAUCGCCACGGCCAGUACAUCUCCUGAUCCCUCAGGUGGUUGUUGGUCAGUCUAAGGUGUCUCCCCAUCCUCGGAGUGUAGACCCAUCCGAAGAAAACGAUGCAGAUGAUGAGGGGGAGAUUUGGUACAACCCAAUCCCAGAGGAUGAAGAACCAGAACUUUCCCGGCGGCCUUGCAUACGGCUGGUCGUCCCUCCUCGAGGCGAAGUGCAGAGGAGGCCUGGCAUAGGAGGAGAUUUGGCUCAUGUUGGCUGGACUGUGGAGAGCUCUAGUGGACUGGAUGCAUUCGUGGAAGGUCCUGGUAGUGGUUCUGGAGAGUUGAAUCAGGGGAAUGCUGCACAUUCCACGGAGGCCAUGCAUCUGCACAGACAGAUGCUUGCGUGCAAGCAUCCAGAGGAGGGGGGGGGCUGCACCAGCAGACCAACAGAUGGACUUGACCUGCCCAAUGCUGUUAGCUUCUCACCUCCAUCCAGCCCAAACCCAACCAAGAAGAGCAGCUCCAUCAACUGGUCUUUCCCAGACAAGAUCAAGUCCCCGCGUACAGUCAGAAAGAUUUCCAUGAAGAUGAAGAAGCUCCCCGAACUUAGUCGAAAACUCAGUGUAAAAGGGACCCAAAAUAACAGUGCAAGUAGCAGUGGAAACAAUCAGGCAGAGCCAAGAUCACAUUCUCCCCGGGUCAACGGCAGUGGAUCUGACGCGGUCUCUCAGACUUCAGGCCCUCCUCGGUUGGUUCCAUCCGGAGGCGGGCAGGCGAGCCGUAAUGUAAUCUCCCGAUAUCACCUAGACAGCAGCGUUUCAACGCUGCAAAGCUUUAACAAGAAGAAAACUAAUGGCAGCUCAAAGUCAGCUAGCAAAGGAGGCUACCUGAGUGAUGGUGACUCACCAGAGCUGGUUGCCAAAUCUGGUAAACACGGAUCUGCUGAGGGGAAGGGUGGGAAAAGCAAAGAGACGGAGGGAGGAAGUUCUAGACUAAAUGGCACAGAGCUGGACAUUGAUGCUUUCCGUCAUUACAGCUUCACAGAUCAGCCCAAGUGCAGCCAGUAUAUCUCUGGACUGAUGAGUCUCCAUUUUUACGGUGCUGAGGACCUCAAACCUCCACGCAUUGACUCCCGUGAUGUUUACUGUGCAAUUCAGGUUGACUCCGUUAAUAAAGCACGAACUGCUCUUCUCACUUGUCGAACAUCCUUCCUGGAUAUGGAUCACACCUUUAACAUUGAGUUGGAGAACGCCCAGCACCUGAAGCUUGUGGUGUUCAGUUGGGAACCCACGCCCAAAAGGAACCGUGUCUGCUGCCAUGGCACGGUGGUCCUGCCUGCGCUCUUCAGAGUAACACGUACACAUCAGCUGGCAGUGAAGCUUGAGCCACGCGGGCUGAUCUACGUCAAGCUGAACUUGUUGGAACAGUGGCAGAACUCGUUGGACGGUGGACCAGAUGGAGACAGGGAGCCACAGGUGUUUGGAGUGGAGGCGUGGCGGGUCGUGGAGAGGGAAAACACUGGGCUGUUGGUGCCACUGAUCAUAUGGAAGUGCAUCAACGAGAUCGAGAGAAGAGGAUGCCAGGUGGUGGGUCUCUAUCGCCUAUGCGGCUCUGCAGCGGUAAAAAAGGAGCUGCGUGAGGCCUUCGAGAGAGACAGCCAAGGCGCGGAGCUAUGUGAAAGCAUGUAUCCGGACAUCAACGUCAUCACAGGAGUACUGAAGGACUACCUGCGUGAACUUCCCUACCCUCUGAUCACCAAGCAGCUGUACGAGGCAGUGCUGGAGACUAUGGCCACCAGGCCUCUCAAGAUGGGAGCUUCUGGGUGUGAAAACGAUCAGGCAGACUCAGAGUAUACUGUGAGUCUGUUGGAAAUCCUGCCGGAGGUGGAGAGGAUGACUUUGCGGAAGCUUCUCGACCACUUGAAGCUGGUGGCGUCCUACCAGGAGAUGAACAAGAUGACAUGUCAGAACCUGGCUGUCUGUUUCGGGCCGGUGCUGCUCAGCCAACGUCAGGAGGCGUCCUACCAUACCAACCGCGUCUUCAUCGACUCAGAGGAGCUGGCCAGCGCACUGCACUUCAAAAAACACAUUGAAGUCUUGCACUACCUGCUGCAGCUCUGGCCAGUUGUGGACCCAAAUGAACAAGGCUCCCCUCAGCCCCCUGCAGCCUCUCUGGCUCCGGCCUCCUUCGACCUUCUGUCAGCCCCUCCUUUGAGACGUAGAAAAGAGCGCCCCCAGUUUCUAAACCUCAGCGAAGCAGAGAUAGCGGGUGUUCUACGACCCAAACCGGGACGCCUGGACAGCCCCAGCAACAGAUACGCUGGUGACUGGAGUGGCUGUGGUGAGCGUUAUUUCCCCUCUGAAAUGCUGCUGCCUCCCAGCAAAGAAGAGGCAGACUACGAUGAUGUGCCUUCUGAGGAUACGGAGGUGGUUGAAGAGGUUCAGGAGAAGGACACAGCUGAAGAAGAUGAAGAGGAGAAGAUCCUCUGUGAUCCUGUCUUGGAGAAAGAAUCUGGAAGAGAGGAGUUGGUGAAAAAGGGCGAAGAAGAAGAGAGAGAGAAAGAAGGCGACAGUGAUAGCUCAAUUAACAGGCAGGCUUCUGAAGAGGAGGAAGCAGAGGAAACAGUGUUUAACCAUAUCCUGCCGACUCGGUUGCCUAAGGAGCACACUUACCAGGCUUACAUGAAGAUCCAGGACAUCAGUCCUGUUCUGAGCAACAGGGUGAACCUGAGAGACCUGCAGGAGAGCAUCGACACUCUCAUAGGCAACCUGGAGCGAGAGCUCAAUAAGAACAAGCUCAACGUUGGAUACUGACUACUAUACAGGCACAUACAUAUCCAUUUGUUGACUCAUAAACACAGGUGAGGUUUUUGGGGAGGACCUACUGUACUGAUCAAGGUGCUUCACUAAUAGUCACAGUGUUUCCACAGUCUUGUGGCUUGUGGUGCUGCUGUAAUAAAUUACAAGGUGAGAGAAGAAGAAAUGAAACUUCGAGGGCACUUCUACAACUUCUACCGUAUCCACAGGCAUUCCAUUGUUUUUUGUUUUGUUUUUUUUCCUCGGUUUUUCGUGUCUUCCAUCGUGUUUGAAUUGUUUGUAUUAUUCCUGGUUUGUUCCAUUUUGUUAUUGUUGUUUUUCUUCUUAUUAGAAGAAUCCAUUGACCCCUCAAGGGUUUAAAAGGUGCCUUAAUUGUGUGAAGGUGGUGCGUCGAGGAUAAUCCACCCUGUAUGAAAACAUGUUAUCUUCUGAGGGACUGAUUUAAGACAGUCCUGUGCAGGUUUUGACCCAAGUAUUAGCUUACUUUGAGAUAUAUUAAAUGGUUUCUCAAAUCAAUAUGCAGCACUGAGCAUGUAUUGAUGCCCUUCUCAAAAACUUGCCUAUGUAACGUGAGAGGAUUGAAUGAGUCAUGUGACGUAGAGCACCACUUUACAGCAGUCCUCUUAAACAUGAGAGCUAACCCUAAAAAGUUUUUUGGCAGCAAAAUAGAUAUAAUGCUUUACUGAUCAGACAUAUAUUUAGUUAUCGGAUGUAGGAUAUAAUCUAGAGGGGUGAGUGGGACCUUUACAGAAAAAAAAAAGAAAAAGUAUAGGGUGCUACAUUAGGAAGUUACAGGUCUAGCGCCCCUAUUGGCUAAAAGUUACACAGCACUGCUUUAAUGGACAUAAUCAUGGAUUCCAAUAAAAAAAAAAAAAAUUUGCAGCAGGUAAAAACCCACCUCCUUUUGCACUAAGCUGCGCUACACCUUAAAAAUUUCCUACACUCUUGAUGCUUUCAGAAUCAAGUGCUAGAAUGAGUGUCAGUCUUUUUGCAAGUGAAUAAAGUUGGCUGGAUAAUGUAGUUGCAACAUUCAAAUUUGAUCUGAACACCCAGAUAUCUAACAAAAAAAUAGUUCAAUUUGAUUUAUUCAUAAAGCGCCAAUUCACAGUAUAGUUUUCAAGGCACUUUAUAUAGUUAAUUUGAAUCAUACAGACUGAUUCCAAGUGAAUUCCUUACAUUCCAAUUGAUCUUGGCUGCCAAGCAAUGCAGCAAAAUUCAGUUUAUCAUUCAAAUAACGUUAAAUAAGCAGAGAAUAAUUAAUGAAUAACUAAACAGAAACCGGUCUUAAUAUCAAAAUCUAAGGUGUUGUCAAAUUGUUCCAGUGUAGCCAUAUUUUACUGCCUGUUUUAAGUUUUUGGAGAAACGUUUUCUUUUAUUAAUGUUGAUUUCCUUCUCAAUACGACUGAGAAUUGUUCUGUCGAGGUAUAAAAAUAUCAUACAACAAUGAUGCACUUAUAAGGCAGGAAGUGAUGUCGUCCUUCUUUAUAGAGAUAAAAAAAAAGAACUUGUGAUUCGUAUUACGUGAGAAAAUGGUUAAUGAUGAAUAGAAAAAAACAUGAUGUUUUUCUUAUUAAACAUCUCUCAUGUUUAAGGUCAAGCAAGCUUAUAAUAGCUAUUUUAAUAUAAUUGAUUUCUUAUUAGAUGGGGAUUUGGACACAUUUUUUUGGUAAAUAGAAAUAAGUUGCAGUAAGAGAGGAUAGUUUUGCCAUGCUAGUUUUAGCUUAGUGUGAAAACUUGAGCUACAUGGUCUCAUUUAGGUAUAACAAAAAUCUUUCUGACACAAGCUAAAAUGAAUGUGUGGAUGAUCCUCUGUCCACAAUACAAGACAAUAAGCUAAAUAGUUAAAGAGAUGACAAUAAUAUGAUUUUUCUGUUGUGAAAUUUAGCAGCCCUUAUCGUGUUGGCGUUUGUUACCUUGCUGCCUAAAGCAACUAAGGUUUUCAGCAAUCCAGGGAUUCAGAAUGAUCAGUAUUUAAUCUAUAUGGAUAUGUAUAUAAUUAUUAAAAAUCUUGGAGUAUAUUAUUUUUUCAUCCUAUAUUUGAAUGGUGUAUUAAACAAACAACAACAUAAAACUUCUGAUGACCUUGUAGUGUUUAUGACAGUCAGUAACCUAAAUCUCCCUUUGAGCUACCUGUACACAUCUUAAUGUGCUGGACUGAUGGUACAACUUUAGCUGUAAAAUACAAGAUCGAGCUAAUGGUAUUGUUAUUUUGUGUACAUAUUUGAGAUAAUCUGUGCCCUUGGUGUGUUUAUUUUGUUUUGUUUUUAUGGUACUGAACGUUGCAUGGUCAAAAGCUUUACCAACGUAAGCAAGGCUCUUUCUCAUCUGCCAUUAAAUUUCAUAUUUAUGUGUAAAAUAAGACUAUUUUAUUAUACAAGCAUAUUUGUUUGAACACUUGUUACUUCGACGAACUGAUGAUUGCAUUAAAUUUUCAUCCAAAGGACAAUGAGGCAGAUUGAUUCGAUCUGAUGCACAUAUUUUAAAAUAGUAAAAUUAUAGUAGCAUAGUCAAAAAGUGACAUUAUUACUACAUAUAUA